Messenger RNA from Chiroxiphia lanceolata (lance-tailed manakin), 884 nucleotides. It is a transcript of the gene PNMT, whose product is annotated as phenylethanolamine N-methyltransferase. The transcript has 3 exons. NCBI's taxonomy places the organism in Eukaryota, Metazoa, Chordata, Aves, Passeriformes, Pipridae. Gene Ontology annotation, cellular component: cytosol. Gene Ontology annotation, molecular function: phenylethanolamine N-methyltransferase activity. The record is from RefSeq and is a predicted model, not a curated record. The coding region runs from base 1 to 801 and encodes 266 amino acids.
AUGAGCAGCCUGGCCGAGCUCCGCGAGGGCUACGAGCGCUUCGACCCCCGCGCGUACCUGCGCAACAAUUACCUCCCCCCCCGCGCCGACUUCUCCUCCGAGGAGUUCGUGGUGCCUUGGAAGCUGCGAUGCCUCGCCGACACCUUCGCCAGCGGUGAGAUCCGGGGCCAGACCCUGAUCGAUGUGGGCUCGGGCCCCACCAUCUACCAACUGCUGAGCGCCUGCGACCACUUCGAGGAGAUCGUGGCCACCGACUACCUGGCGGUGAACAGGGAGGAGCUGGGCCGGUGGGUGCGGGGGGACCCCGGAGCCUUCGACUGGAGCCCCUUCAUCCAGCACGUCUGCAAGAUCGAGGGCCGCGGGGAGCCGUGGCAGGACAAGGAGCGCCGGCUGCGGGAUCGCCUCCGCCGGAUCCUGCCCAUCGACGUGCACCGCCCGGACCCUCUGGGGGCCCCCCUGGACCCGCCGGCCGACGCUCUGCUCUCGGCCUUCUGCCUGGAGGCCGUGAGCCCCGACCGCGCCGCCUUCGCGCGGGCGCUGCUGCACGUGGGGUCCCUGCUGCGCCCGGGGGGCCACGCGCUGCUCCUGGGGGCCCUGGGCGAGUCCUUCUACCUGGCGGGGCCGGCGCGGCUGCCCGUGGUGCCGCUGGCCUUGGCCGACGUGCGGGCGGCGCUGGCGGGCGCGGGGCUGGCGCUGCGGGAGCUGCGCAGCUACGAGAUGCCCCCGGCGCUGCGCACCGGCGUGGACGACGUGCACGGGGUGUUCUUCGCCCACGCCCAGAAACCCCCCCAGGGGCACUGAGAGGAGCAAGGGGGAAACUCGACCCUGGGACCCCCGGCGGUUGCGUUUGGGGGCGUGGGGAACCCCCGGCCCCGGAAUAAAGG